ACUCACCACACCAUCCCACACGCAUUCACAAACACACUGUGAACCCAGUUGGAGCGAAGGUCCCGACGAGUGCUGGCUGAGGGCGGCGGAGCGGCUCUCUACAGGCCGAGGACACGGUUGCGAAGCAGAAAACAUCCUUUGGAAUCGAGAUGGAAACCGCUCAGGAACGCAAGCCAAAAAGGCCCCACUACAUCCCUCGACCGCCCGGCAAGCCGUUCAAGUACCAAUGUUUCCAGUGUCCCUUCACCUGCAACGAAAAGUCCCAUCUCUUCAACCACAUGAAAUACAACCUGUGUAAGAACUCCAUCUCCCUGAUGUCACAGAAAAAUGCCCGACAGGUCAAGCCUGCGGCGCAGGAAGUCCCCGACUUUCCGAGCCCCCCGGCUGAGAAACAAGGGGGCCCGGAGAGCGACGCGGCCGAGCGCAGGGAGGACCCCGAAGAGGCCGACGUCGGGUGCGACAGUCCGCUCGAUGAGGACGGCCGCAGCGAGACAAACUCAAACACGGCAACAGAGGGGGAGAACGCCGACGAGGCAAAGGCCGCGCUGCGCCUGUCCGCCUUUUCCCCCGUCACGCCCAAAGGUGACGGGGCGGAAGCCUUCAAGUCACCUGCGCAGCAGCCGGGGGAUGCGCGGCCUCCGGUUCCCGCUUUCAACCACCACGGCUUCCCGUGGGUUUCCUUAAAACCAUUCCCCGCUCCCAUGGUUCCGGAGUACACCCCGUACCUCCUGCCCGACGGGCCCCUGUAUCCGCCGUACUACCUACCAACGGUGCACCGCGCCAACGAGACAAACUCGCCUCCCUUCCGGCCGGAGUUCAUGCAUCCCCAGAGGCCCGUGGUGCCGCAGCCCAUAGCCCCCCCCCACACUUCCCUCUUUCCUUCGUACCCGUACAGAUACUGCCACCCUCUUCACUCGGGCCCCCCUCUGCAUUUCACCCUGUACAGACCCCACGAGCUCUCCAUGCCAGUCACAGGACCCAGGUACCUCCCUUUGGAUCUGUACGGACCGGCCCUGGUGCCAGAGGAUUACAGCUUGUACCUGCACUCCCGGUCUAGCCUGGACGGCCUCGUGGAGUCGACUCGAGAGGAGAGCAACAGCGGGCAGAGUGGGGACAAGGAGGCCCGGCCCAGGGACGGUCCCAAGGAGGGCUGUUCAGCGUUGGGGUCCCCUGACAGACCCGGUCACACACACAUCAUCCAGAGAGACGCAGAGGCCCCACACUACACCAGGCCGAGUGACCCACAGGCAAACAGCCAGCCGGGACACGCAGCUGCACCCGCUCAACCCAUCACAACCGACGUGAGGCUGGAGGAGUUACGGACUGAUGGAGACGGAGGAUUUUCCGGGAGCCACAGAUAUUCCUCCUUGAUGGCUUCUGAGCCUCGACCUCAAACGUCGCCAGACCUGGGCGUGGAGGACGGCGGAGAAGAUUUGACCCCCCUAAACCUCUCAACAAGGACAGAGGGCACAGAGAGAAGUCACAGACCGAGGAGCUCAAGCCCACAGGACUUGGAGGGAAAAGAGUUGCCUCUGAACCUCAGCCUGCGAGCUCCUGACAGAAGCCCCGCUCACAGCGGCGCCCCGAGCGCUUCAGAAGACCUCCGGCUGAGGUCCGACGCCGAGCUGGAGGAGGAGCCGUGUGACCAGAGGCAGACUGCAGCGCUGGCACUCUGUCAGCUGGCCAUUGCAAGCUCCGCUCCUUCUUUGCGGGACUUUAGCGCCGCUCAUAGGUCCUCUGUGGAUUCCGCGGACACUUUGAGUCUGCGCUCUCCAGAGAAGACCAAACACACAAGUAUUGCUAAGAAGGCCGGUGUGAAAAGAGCAGGCAGUGAUCAGGCUGAUACCAAGUGCCACGAAGCAAACAAGAGAGCGAAAGCACCAGGACGGGCUCUGAGGAGGAGGCCUCGUCGCUGCUAAACUGUUUUUAUUACUUGGUAUGAAGGACAGAGCAUCUCCAACCGUCAACACUGAAAGCCUGAACUCCAGAUGAUCAAUUUAUUGAACAUAAUUAAUAAUGGAAAUGUCCGUGGCACUGCCGCUGUGUUAAAUGUAAAAAAGAAUUGUUAAACGAAAAGACUUGACGCGCAUGUGUUGUUCUUCUUGAUUGUAAAAAAAAAAAAAAACGCUUUUUAUAUGGGAUGUUAAUAUUUAAAUCGUACAUUUUUUGGAAGAUGUGGUAAUGUAUUGUACAUGUAAAUAUAUUUUUUAAAUAAAUAAAUGGUCAACCAGAA
Molecule: messenger RNA, 2233 nt
Organism: Gasterosteus aculeatus aculeatus (three-spined stickleback)
Lineage: Eukaryota; Metazoa; Chordata; Actinopteri; Perciformes; Gasterosteidae
Gene: znf750
Product: zinc finger protein 750
Biological process (GO): epidermis development; positive regulation of transcription by RNA polymerase II
Cellular component (GO): nucleus
Molecular function (GO): promoter-specific chromatin binding; RNA polymerase II cis-regulatory region sequence-specific DNA binding; DNA-binding transcription activator activity, RNA polymerase II-specific
Source: RefSeq, a predicted model, not a curated record